UGCAUGCUUAGGACGCUUGUUUUCUUCUUCUCAGCGACUUGCUUUUUUCAUCAACAAAAGGCAUUUUUCCAUCUUCAGUUUGCAAAAUGAAACAAAACUCAAAUGUACCAGCCUUUCUCACAAAGCUUUGGACUCUUGUGGAGGAUUCUGACACCAAUGAAUUUAUUUGUUGGAGUCAGGAGGGUAACAGUUUCCUUGUCAUGGAUGAACAGCGAUUUGCCAAGGAGAUCCUUCCCAAGUUCUUCAAGCACAACAACAUGGCCAGCUUUGUCAGACAGCUGAAUAUGUAUGGAUUUCGCAAAGUGAUGCACAUCGACACAGGCAUAGUAAAGCAAGAGCGGGAUGGACCAGUUGAAUUUCAGCAUCAUUACUUUAAACAUGGUCAGGAUGACUUGCUGGAAAACAUAAAAAGAAAGGUUUCCAAUGCAAGACCAGAUGAUACCAUGAUCAGACAGGAAGACCUGUCCAAUAUUUUGGCCAGUUUCCAGAAUGUUCACGGAAAACAAGAAAGCAUUGAUUCUAGACUCAACACACUGAAAAGAGAUAAUGAAGGUCUAUGGAGGGAAAUAUCAGACCUGAGACAGAAGCACUCCCAACAGCAGCAAAUCAUUAAGAAGUUGAUAGAAUUCAUCGUCACAUUGGUACAGAAGAACCGAAUGAGUUUAAAACGCAAGAGGCCUAUUCUACUGAACAGCAAUGGAAAGAAGCCUAAAUACAUCCAUGAAAUCUACGAUGAACCUCCUCUGGACCACAACAAACCCUCUGUCAGUGGUUUGAAGAGCACUGAUCUUACUGACGAUGUCAUCAUCUGUGAUGUAACUGACGAUGACACAGAGAUCAUAGAGGGCCCCUCAAGAGUAUUGGAUCAAUCGGAUGUAGAAAUAGUUGAGGUCUUCAACAGCAAUACUGUGUCACAGACAGACAGCGUUGACAAUAUAGGACAGACCAACUCUUUGGUAAUCGAACCAGAAGAGACCACCAUAAGCACAUAUGAUAGCCUUCCCACAAGCAGCACCUUGCAGCUCAACAAACCGUCAGGCUUGAGCCUAGAGGAUCCCAUGAAGAUGAUGGACUCAAUCCUCAAUGAGAGUGGAGCUAUUUCUCAGAAUAUCAACCUCCUCGGCAAGGUUGAGCUGAUGGACUACUUGGACAGCAUUGACUGCAGUUUGGAAGACUUUCAGGCUAUGUUGUACGGGAAGCAGUUCAGCAUUGAUCCAGAUAUUUUAGAGGGGAGUGGUGGUGGUGGUUCCAAAGAAAAUGCAGGGCUGCUAUCCAAAGGAGGCAAGUCUGGUUUCUCUGCAGACAACCAGCUGGUCCAGUACACAUCCUGCCCUCUGCUGGCCUUCCUGGAUGGCUGCACCCCUUUGGCCACAGAGGGAGACAGCCUGCUGCAGCACAGCACUGAGGUGCCCACAGACCUCCUGGAGCCAGACGAGGAGCCUCCACGGAGCUCUCUGAUCCGCCUGGAGCCCCUGACUGAGGCAGAGGCCAGCGAGGCAACGCUCUUCUACCUGUGUGAACUCAACCCAGAGGGUGACACUACUGACUCGACACAGCUGGAGAUUUAACAAGGCAUACAAGGAGCAGAAAAAGGAUUGGACCUUUUGUAGAUACUCGUCAAAAUGAUCUAUUUAUUUCCCUGUAUCUUUUUGGUACAUUCCUGUCCAUAGGCCAGAAGUAAGAUAUUCCGUCAUUUAGUAUUGUUUCUUCACUAUUUCCACUAACGGCUGUACGUAAACCCUGAUAAAGAUGAGGCUGCAAUUAUGUUGUUGGUUUAGGUUUCAGCAUUUCUUGUGAAAAGGGGAAUGUUUCACUAUGUAGUAUUGAUUUCUGUAUUGAUAUGUUUUAAGGAUCACAUCAAUCUUUAAUGAACAAAAAACAGAAGUGCCUGCAUCAUAUUUCCUUGUCUUAGUAAAACCUACAGUUCAUCAUUUCAA
Messenger RNA from Coregonus clupeaformis (lake whitefish), 1937 nucleotides. Its product is annotated as heat shock factor protein 2-like. Gene Ontology annotation, molecular function: DNA-binding transcription factor activity; sequence-specific DNA binding. Lineage: Eukaryota; Metazoa; Chordata; Actinopteri; Salmoniformes; Salmonidae. The transcript is spliced from 11 exons. The record is from RefSeq and is a predicted model, not a curated record. Bases 87 to 1568 code for a protein of 493 amino acids. Gene Ontology annotation, biological process: regulation of DNA-templated transcription.